Messenger RNA from Diospyros lotus (date-plum), 1668 nucleotides. Its product is annotated as outer envelope protein 39, chloroplastic. Gene Ontology annotation, biological process: chloroplast organization; embryo development ending in seed dormancy. Gene Ontology annotation, cellular component: outer membrane. The transcript has 11 exons. The record is from RefSeq and is a predicted model, not a curated record. NCBI's taxonomy places the organism in Eukaryota, Viridiplantae, Streptophyta, Magnoliopsida, Ericales, Ebenaceae. The coding region runs from base 145 to 1227 and encodes 360 amino acids.
GAUAACUUUUGAGAUUCUUCGGCUCCCAUUAUUGUCAGCUUCCAAACACCCAUCGCAAGUAAAGCACCCAAACGUAUUAGAACAACUCGUGCCCAUUUGCAGCGCGGUUGAUGGUUUCACUUGAAUGGUGGAACCAGUAAUGGGAUGGGAGCUCAGAAGAGUAUUCAUGCCGGCAAAGCCAAGAUCGAUUUCAAUGUUGAUUUCACCCACAAGCUAUGUGCUGCUCUAAUGCUCUCUCCUUUCAGGAAUUCUGGCAGUCCACUUUCGCUCGUAAUUGGGAGUCUCUGCAUCAAACACCCCAAUUUAUUUGGUAGGAGCGAGAAGCUCGAUGUGUUGUGGGAUAAAGGCCUCUUUGACUCCAAUGUCUUGAUAGCCUAUAGAAAGCCGGGGCCUGAAUGGCUUCCACAGAAGUCUUUUGUCAUCCAGAACUCUAUUUCACCUGAGAUUGGGGUACAUGGUCUUCCUUUUGACAACUUCUCCCGUACAGGGAGUGGAGGCAUAAAUCUUUGCCGCUUGUCUGCAGGGCUAGACCUGAAUGAGCCUGCAAGUUCUCACUGGAGCAGCAAAACCAGCAUAAAGUUUGAGCAUGUCCGUCCAAUUAAUGAUGAUGGCCGCUCAAUAAGCAGAGAUCUGGAUGGGUUUCCAGUGACCUGCAGUGGCAGUUAUCAUGACAGUAUGGUAGUAUUGAAGCAAGACUCUCAAUUUGCAAAGGCGGAUGAUCGUAGUUUCAAUCGAUUUACUCUACAAAUUGAGCAAGGGAUCCCUGUUCUAUCCAAGUGGCUGAUCUUCAACCGGUUCAAAUUUGUUGCAACAAAGGGAGUUCAACUUGGACCAGCAUUUCUCUUGACUAGCUUAACAGGCGGUUCCAUCGUAGGGGACAUAGCUCCUUAUCAAGCAUUUGCCAUUGGGGGUCUUGGUAGUGUUCGUGGAUAUGGUGAAGGUGCAAUUGGGUCUGGUAGAUCUUGUCUGGUUGCUAACAGUGAAUUGACAUUCCCUUUGAAUCAGAUGUUAGAAGGUGCUAUUUUCUUGGAUUGUGGAACGGAUUUGGGUUCCGGCCAUCAUGUUCCAGGAAAUCCUGCCCUAAGACAUGGCAAACCAGGAAAUGGAGUUGGUUUGGGAUAUGGUCUUCGGUUCAAGUCCCAGUUUGGUCACCUUCAGGUUGAUUAUGCUAUCAAUGCAUUGCAACAAAGAACUCUAUACUUCGGCUUCAGCAACCUCGCUCCCUGAUAUAACCCAACCCACGUAGUCGCAAUCGGAUGCUCUCUUAUCUUCCUUAAGGUGUGAAGGGAUUUCUUUGGAUGAGUGCAUGCAACUUCUGCUUAAUGAGCUUAUCCCAACUUGCAAAUAGAAUUUCUUCAGCUGCUCAGCUACUGGGAACGUAAAUGCAGAUUCUAUGAACUUUGUGCAAGUUGCAUAUGCAAAGAAAGGGCAAGGGAAAGCAGGUUAAGUUGUGACAUUCUUUUAACUUCUUUUUUCUUCUCUUGCUGAGUGAAUCUCAAAUCAUUUUUUGUUCAAGGUUGACGACUGAUAGAAGUUUAUUCAUUGUGGUGAUUGGAGAUGGAUGAGAGGAAAAAAAAGGGUAUACAGAUACUUCUUCUUGGAGGAUUCCAUCACCUUUACAGUGUUUUAACUUGACUAAAUUAUUAAUUCAUGUCUAACUAUGAUCAA